UAUAAAAGAGCCAGUGUUACUUUGGUAUUACUUUAUUAGAGCGCAACUGUUCCUAGAGGAGUUCGUACAUGAUCAUGCAAAGGAGGCUGGCUUUGUUUUCUUGAACUUUGACCAUAUCUCCCGUAAUAACCCACUCUACAGGUUUGAUCCUUCGUGAGGACUCGUAAACAACACUGCAGGACGAUGUGGCUGAUGACGAUUACUGUGGGGUUAGUGACCCUGGUUUUGGCCACGUGGUUGAGGGACUAUGUAAAACGAUGGCGGAUGCCCCCUGGACCAUUUUUCUGGCCAAUCAUCGGGAACAUUUACUUUUUUAGUGGUAGGAUGUACACCACCUGCACCGACCUCGCUAAGAAGUACGGAGACGUUUUCAGCCUGAAGAUGGGCAUGACGGACGUGGUUAUACUGAACAGUCUGGAUGCUGUAAAGGAGGCUUUUGUGAAGAAGGGAGUGGACUUUGCAGGCAGGCCGAUGAUAUUGUCAAUGGACAUAUUUUCUGAAGGUGGAAAAGACAUUGCCUUCACAGACUACAGCCCUACGUGGAAACUGCACCGGAAACUGUUCCAUGGUGCCAUCAGGGGUUACGCAUUGGGAGAGAACCUACAAACCAGAGUCCACGAGUCUUUGGAAGACACCAUCGCUGAGUUCACCAAGAUGGAGGGUCAAGCAGUAAACAUUGAAGACUACAUUUAUCAGCUGGUCUACAACGUCAUCUGUUCAGCUGCUUUCGGCGUAAGGUACACCAUGGACGACGAGGAAUUCAACACCCUGAUGAAAAUAAACAAAGACACCGAGGAAAUUGUCGGGCAAGGUCUUCUUGCUGACGUCUACCCUUCACUCCGGUUCCUGCCUUCACCGACCCUAACUAACAUCCGAAAAAUGACGAAACAGUAUGUGGGGAUCAUGCAGCGUCAUCUGGAAGAGCACCGAGAAACGUUUGACCCAAGCAACCUCCGUGACAUCACAGAUCACAUGAUCAAGGCUCAGAAGGAUGCUGAGGAGGAGGGAAUCCAGGACAUCAACUCUCUCACAGACACUCAUCUCAGGCAGACCAUCUCCGACAUCUUUGGGGGGGGUACAGACACAACUAUCUUUACCCUACGCUGGGCCAUCCUGUACCUUGCUGUCCACCCGGAGAUACAGGAGAAGGUGGCUGCUGAGUUAGCCAGUGUGGUGGGCCGUGACAGGCUGCCGGAGCUGUCCGACCGUGAGGCCACGCCGUACACGGAGGCGACCAUACUUGAGGUCAUGAGGAUGGGAUCCAUUGCUCCCUUAUCCUUGCCACAUGCUACGACUGUCGACACAACACUGAGAGGUUACCAGAUUCCAAAGGGCACUUGGGUCGUGCCGAAUCUGUGGGCCCUGCACCGUGACCCUGACACCUGGGGAGAUCCGGACAAUUUCCGGCCUGAACGUUUCUUGGAUGAGAACGGAAAACCAGUACCCAAACCUGCGGCUCUAAUGCCUUUCAGUGCUGGACGCCGUGCAUGUCCGGGCGAAGCCGUAGGAAAAGCUGACACCUUCCUCCUACUGGGAGCACUGGUCCAGAACUUCCGCUUCAGCAUUCCUGAGGGUGAGGGGCCUCCUGAUCUCACCCCUGAUGAUAAGGCUGGAGGUACCACCUGCAUACCCUACCCAUACAAGGUGGUGAUGACCUGCCGGAAGUGAAUGUUGUGACCUACAGGAAAUCGAACAAUAAGCCCGUUUACAGUUCCAACUGUGCAUUGACAGGUCAAAGGUAAAUGCCCCUGAUAUAAACAAAUCUUGCCUUGAUCAUAUAUAUAUGGCCCACAUCGGUCGGUUUGUAUUUCAAUGUUCAGACCUAUUUUGUUAACCUUUGACAUGCGCAUGCCCAGUUGGAUCCUAGAACGGGCUUAAUCCAAAGGCACAGGCGAACAACAAUGCCAUACUCUGGCUAAAGAUGCCUUUGAAACGAACCAUCAGCGCAUACGAAUUGCAGGAUUUAAUUUACUAUCACCGGUUUGACUUUGAGUUAGGGGAAAAUGAGGGAUUUUGUAGUGUUUUAAGUUUGUAAUUAAAGAAAUUGUGUGUACUAUAUUCAAUAAAAUGAAAAGCUUU
This is a messenger RNA of Branchiostoma floridae (Florida lancelet), 2079 nucleotides long. Its product is annotated as steroid 17-alpha-hydroxylase/17,20 lyase-like. The record is from RefSeq and is a predicted model, not a curated record. Gene Ontology annotation, biological process: hormone biosynthetic process; progesterone metabolic process. Bases 184 to 1668 code for a protein of 494 amino acids. Gene Ontology annotation, molecular function: iron ion binding; heme binding; steroid 17-alpha-monooxygenase activity. The transcript has 12 exons. NCBI's taxonomy places the organism in Eukaryota, Metazoa, Chordata, Leptocardii, Amphioxiformes, Branchiostomatidae.